AGAAUGACUCUGUCAAAUGUAUCUUUGGUAACAGAAUUCAUUUUUCUGGGUUUAACAGACAAACCUGAGCUCCAAACACCCCUGUUCCUGCUAUUUCUAGUAUUUUAUGCAAUAACUGCCUUGGGGAAUUUGACGUUGAUAAUUCUAAUUGUGCUGCAUUCUCAUCUUCACACCCCCAUGUACUUUUUCCUACUUAACUUGUCCUUCAUAGACAUCUGUUAUUCAUCUGUGAUUACACCUAAGAUGCUGAUGAACUUUGUACUAAGGAAGAACUUUAUCUCCUAUAAGGGUUGUAUGACCCAGUUCUAUUUCUUUGGAUUUUUUGCUAUUUCUGAAUGUUAUGUGCUGACAGCAAUGGCCUAUGAUCGCUAUGUAGCCAUCUGUAAUCCAUUGCUGUAUAACGUUGCCAUGUCUCCCAAAAUGUGUGCCUAUCUAAUGUUUGGUUCAUAUUUUAUGGGACUGUCUGGUGCCAUGAUCCAUACUGGAUGUGUCCUAAGACUGACCUUCUGUGACAGAAACACCAUCAACCACUAUUUCUGUGAUCUCCUCCCGUUGCUGCAGCUCUCCUGUACCAGCAUCUAUGUCAAUGAGGUGGAGAUGUUCAUUGUGAUAGGAAAAGACAUCACUGUUCCCACUGUCGUCAUCUUUACCUCUUACGGCUUCAUCCUCUUCAGCAUCAUCAAAAUAAGGCCCACUGAGGGCAGGUCCAAAGCCUUCAGCACUUGCAGUUCUCACAUAAUUGCUGUUUCUAUGUUCUUUGGAUCAAGUGCAUUCAUGUAUCUCAAACCUUUCUCAGCUGUGUCUAUGGGUGAGGGAAAAUUCUCUUCUGUCUUUUACAGCAUUGUGGUUCCCAUGAUGAACCCUUUAAUCUAUAGCUUGAGGAAUAAAGAUGUUAAAGUUGCCUUUAAAAAAACCCUGGGCGGAUUUUUUUAA
Molecule: messenger RNA, 933 nt
Organism: Nannospalax galili (Upper Galilee mountains blind mole rat)
Lineage: Eukaryota; Metazoa; Chordata; Mammalia; Rodentia; Spalacidae
Product: olfactory receptor 8B8-like
Exons: 1
Coding region: 4-933 (309 amino acids)
Biological process (GO): G protein-coupled receptor signaling pathway; sensory perception of smell
Cellular component (GO): membrane
Molecular function (GO): odorant binding; olfactory receptor activity; G protein-coupled receptor activity
Source: RefSeq, a predicted model, not a curated record